AUGGCAAUUAAAUGCCGCCUCGAACAAAAUGUGACAGCACAGUUCGCCAUCGAGUUAUGCGAAGGAGUAAAUGGAGCAGCUCGACCGCCGCCAGAGACGACUUCCAGCGCCGAUGUGAGGGAUCUUCUUUUCAUGCGAGGGAAUUCGAAUUCACGCAAACAGCACGGGUCCGAGAUCAAGGCUGGGAGCAUCCAUGUGGCGCCGCUUUUUGACCACACGGGACGGACCACCCCUCCAAUCGGCGCUGGGCUUAUUGUCGUUGAUGGAUAUUGCUCGUCGAAGUUUGCGCGUCGGUUAUUCAGGAAUAUGCAUGUGGGUGCAAGGGGUCUGUCUCUACGAAUAGUGGUUUUAGAUGCCUACGAGGGUCCAGGCCAUGCAGCCUGGUCAGCCUCUGACAUAACCCCGGCAGAAUGGACCGCUCCAGAUCGUCGUGUGUGCGCGCCACGUUUUCUGUGGAAGCACGAUCUCGUGGUGGCAUGGGGGUCAGAAGGAUUUCGAACUACGAAAACCCUCUUCUCGACAUCGACUAUCCUGUGA
Messenger RNA from Fonsecaea monophora, 537 nucleotides. RefSeq lists its product as hypothetical. The transcript has a single exon. Lineage: Eukaryota; Fungi; Ascomycota; Eurotiomycetes; Chaetothyriales; Herpotrichiellaceae. The record is from RefSeq and is a predicted model, not a curated record. Bases 1 to 537 code for a protein of 178 amino acids.